Molecule: messenger RNA, 519 nt
Organism: Caenorhabditis briggsae
Lineage: Eukaryota; Metazoa; Nematoda; Chromadorea; Rhabditida; Rhabditidae
Exons: 2
Coding region: 1-519 (172 amino acids)
Source: RefSeq, a predicted model, not a curated record
AUGAGCAAGUCGUUGAUUCUAUUGGUUCUUCUUGCAGUUUCUGCUUUUGCAGUUCCAAAUUUGAGAGCCAAAAGAGCACCAGAGCCACAAACAGAAGCCAUUGAUGGAACCACAUCCGAGUUGAGCCCAGGAGACGACACCCCAGCCCAAUUUGAGGAGGAAGCUUCUGGAGAAGAAGAGCACCACGAGCAUCACAUGGAAGCAUCUGGAGAAGCCCCAGAAAAAUCCUCAUCCGUCGCUGCUCCAAUGGAGCCAAAGAUGGAAGAGCCAAAAAUGGAAGAACCAAAGAUCGAGGAGACCACAACUGAAGAGACUCUCUCCAAAGAGCCAGAAGCCGAUGAGAAGCCAAUUGAAGCCGCCACUGUUAUCAGCUCAGCCGAAGAGACUCCAUCCACUACUGAGGUUCCAAUGACAUCUUCCGAAGAGCCAGCAACAUCUUCUGAGACUCCAGUCUCUUCUGCCACUUCUUUUGUUUCAUCCCUCUUUGUUCUUGUCUGUGUCUACCUCAUUGCCAUGUAA